CAACGUCCGGUUUCAUAACAACUUUUGUGGACGAGAGAGAGGGAAGAGCUGUGGUCGUCUGACCUCUCGUGCUUGUUAUAUCGAGAUGUUGAUUGUUUAAUCGCUUGAGUAAUAUCGAACAACCAGGACGAUUUCCGUGGGUUUUAAUCGGUCGAUGUCAAGAUGACAAUCUGCACUUUAUCUGUAAACUAGUGCUUUUAAAUGAAAGUGAAGUACAGCAUUGAGUGUGUCUCUGCUAGACCCCCGAGGAGGGCUGCCAAGCGGCGCGGGUCAAGAACCAUGCCCGAUCUUUCCAAGAUGAAGAAGCCCGACGUCAAGGUUGUCAUUCUGGGCGACAUGAACGUUGGGAAGACCUCGCUGCUCCACAGGUACACGGAGAAGAAAUUUAAAGACACCAUCAGCACCGUCGGAGGGGCGUUUUUCCUCAAACAGUGGGGACCCUACAAUAUCUCCAUUUGGGACACUGCUGGUCGGGAGCAGUUCCACGGGCUGGGCUCCAUGUACUGCCGGGGCGCUGCUGCUGUCAUCCUCACCUACGAUGUGACCAACUGGCAGAGCCUGGCUGAGCUGGAGGAGCGCUUCCUGUCCCUGACCGACACUGCCAAUCACGACUGCAUCUACGCCAUCGUGGGCAACAAGGCCGACCUCACAGACCUCCAGGCCCAGCUGGGAGCCACCCAAGACGGCCUGACAGAGGACCAGGGAGAGGGGGACAGGGAGAGGACCGGGGAGCCCAGGGUACCUUCUGCCUGCCCCACCCCUCCAGCCUCUCCCGUCUCCCUGUCGGGGGUGUCGGUCAACAAGCAGGUGAGCCGGGAGGACGCAGUGGCGUUGUAUUGGAGGAUCCUGAGAUACAAGGGUAUGGAGGAGACGAACAGCCUGCCUGCUGACAAGAUGUGCUUCGAGACCAGUGCCAAGACGGGCUAUAACGUGGACCCCCUAUUUGAGACUCUGUUUGACAUGGUGCUGCCUUCCAUCAUCAGGAAGAGGACUGAGAGAGAGGGAUCACCCACCGUGGACCUGGAUGAGUGCAGCGGGGCAGGCAAACGGCCCAGGACCGCCUGUUGCUAGGGACUACCGAGUUUUAGACUGAUCGUGAAGAGGAGUUUUCAUGCCAUCUCCAUAUUGGUCUCCCAAGAGAUUCUAAGAUUUGUCAGCGUUGACCGUUUGAUACAUACACACUUUCAAUCAAUCAAACUCAUAAUCAAAACAAGCUGGUUCAUUAUUCUUCCAAUGAGAUGCCGAGGACUGUUCUGGAGAGAUGGAGUAAGGAGUACUUGGAUUUCUGAGGUUCUGAUGUGCACGGAAUUGAGUUCAGGCCAAAAUGUGUGUGUAGUUGGUAAAUGGGCUACAGGUACACAGGCAAAACUGUUUAGAAAUCAAUCACAGAUUAAUAUUUUUAAUUUCUUGAAUGAGAAUGUCACAGAUGCCGUUGUUCAACACCACAAAUUGUUCGACUACCAGGGUGGGCACACUGAAUUGUGAAAAUAAAUCAUAUUGUACGGAUGUUUUAAAUGUAUGUUUAACAAUCCACUUUGUUUGCAUGUUCUGUUGCAUGUUAAUUUUUUUAUGAAUUCCUUUUUAUGUCAUUUGCACCUAAUCUACUCUGGACAAUGUGCAUUAUAUGUAAAACACAUUUUAAACGUGCUUGAUAUUUUCAAAGAUUAUACGAUAAUAAAGAUUCUCAUUUUGAAA
This is a messenger RNA of Coregonus clupeaformis (lake whitefish), 1695 nucleotides long. RefSeq names its product ras-related protein Rab-20-like. Gene Ontology annotation, cellular component: endomembrane system. Gene Ontology annotation, molecular function: GTP binding; GTPase activity. Gene Ontology annotation, biological process: intracellular protein transport. The transcript is spliced from 2 exons. The record is from RefSeq and is a predicted model, not a curated record. Lineage: Eukaryota; Metazoa; Chordata; Actinopteri; Salmoniformes; Salmonidae. Bases 202 to 1071 code for a protein of 289 amino acids.